Molecule: messenger RNA, 8941 nt
Organism: Mugil cephalus (flathead mullet)
Lineage: Eukaryota; Metazoa; Chordata; Actinopteri; Mugiliformes; Mugilidae
Gene: myo10
Product: myosin X
Exons: 41
Coding region: 450-6734 (2094 amino acids)
Biological process (GO): signal transduction
Cellular component (GO): cytoskeleton; myosin complex
Molecular function (GO): protein binding; cytoskeletal motor activity; ATP binding
Source: RefSeq, a predicted model, not a curated record
UGAGUGAGCGCCUCCAAACUUUUUACCGGCGUCUCGGUUAUUGGCUCGUCGCGCUGAGUUUGUAGCUGUUGCCCAAACAAAGCGAGCAGCGAGGCGGCGCACGGAGCGGACGGGACAGUGCGCACAGAGGGGCCCGGGCUCCUGGAGGAGAAGCCCCCAAAAGUUUGUUUUUAAAGGACUCCCGGUGUUUCUGCUGGAGGAGUAACCCAGGAAACAAAGGGUAAAUCUAUUACAGUAGCUCCACGCUGACUGACUGGCUGACUGACUGGCUGGCUGAGUGGGUGAGUGUCCUCCACGCUGCUGCAGACCUCCAGGAGGAAGAUGAUGCUCUGAAGCCGAACCCUUCUUCUCUGUAUCUGCCUGGAAUCCCACUAACAACACAUGAGUUGGAUUGACUGGACGCGCGGGUUCCACGCAGCAAAUCCUGUGGGAUUAAAAUAACGAGGCCAAUGGAUAACUUCUUCACGGAGGGUGACCGGGUGUGGCUACGGGAGGAUGACCAGUACCUUCCCAGCACUGUGUCCUCGUGCUCCGGAGGCGUCGUUGUGUUUGCCACAGAUUACGGACAGGUCUACACCUACAAGCAGAAUGCGCUCACCAGGCAGAAGGUGCAGCCCAUGCACCCCAGCAGCAUCAGAGGGGUGGAGGACAUGGCGACGCUGGAGGACCUCCACGACGGCGCCAUCAUGCACAACCUCUCCUUGCGUUACCGGCAGAGACACAUCUAUACAUACAUCGGGUCCAUCCUGGCCGCUGUGAACCCGUACCAGCCGCUCCCAGGCCUGUACGACCAGUCGGCCAUGGAGCUGUACAGCCGGCGCCACCUCGGUGAGAUCGCACCGCACAUCUUCGCCGUCGCCAAUGAGUGCUACCGGUCGCUGUGGAAGAGGCCGCAGAACCAGUGUGUCCUGAUCAGUGGGGAGAGUGGAGCCGGUAAAACCGAAAGCACCAAACUGAUCCUGAAGUUCCUGUCGGCCAUGAGCCAGAACUCUCUGGAGGUGUCGUCCCGAGACAAGACGUCGCACGUGGAGGAGGCGCUGCUGGAGAGCAGCCCCAUCAUGGAGGCCUUCGGUAACGCUAAGACCGUCUACAACAACAACUCCAGCCGCUUUGGGAAGUUUGUCCAGCUGCAUUUCAGCCAGAAGGGAAACAUCCAGGGAGGCCGGAUCGUGGACUACCUCUUAGAAAAGAACCGAGUGGUCCGUCAGAACCCAGGGGAGAGGAACUACCACAUUUUCUACGCCAUAUUAGCGGGAACCAACAGCCAGCAGAGAGAGGCGUUCGGGCUGACGCAUCCUGACAGUUACCACUACCUGAGACAGUCCAGCUUCCUCCCCGACAAGACCAUCAACGACAAGGGCACCUUUCAGGAUGUUCUGAAUGCCAUGCGGACGAUGCAGUUCACGGAGGAGAACAUCGGUGAGAUCCUGCGCCUCUUGGCCGGGAUCCUCCACGCGGGGAACAUCGAGUUCAUGACGGCCGGUGGAGCACAGGUCUCCUCCAAGUCAGCUCUGAUCCGGACGUCUGAGCUCCUGGGGCUGAACUCGGAUCAGCUGGCCGAGGUGUUGACCCACCGCUCCAUGAUCCUCAGGGGCGAGGAGAUCUCCACGCCGCUGACCGUCGAGCAGGCGGUGGACUCCAGAGACUCCAUGGCCAUGGCUCUUUACUCCCAGUGUUUCAACUGGAUCAUCCGCAAACUCAACAUCCGCAUCAGGGGCCGAGAGGACUUCAAGUCCAUCAGCAUCCUGGACAUCUUCGGCUUUGAGAACUUUGAGGUCAACCGCUUCGAACAGUUCAACAUCAACUACGCUAACGAGAAGCUGCAGGAAUACUUCAACAAGCACAUCUUCUCCCUGGAGCAACUUGAAUACAACAAAGAAGGUCUCGUCUGGGUCGACAUCAACUGGAUGGACAACGGCGAGUGUCUGGAUUUGAUCGAGAAGAAACUGGGGCUCCUGGCACUGAUGAACGAGGAGAGUCACUUCCCCAAAGCCACCGACGGCACCUUCCUGGAGAAGCUCCACAGCCAACACUCGAAAAACUCUUUUUACGUGAAGCCACGCGUUGCCGUGCACUACUUUGGAGUGAAGCACUACGCAGGAGAGGUGGUGUAUGACGUGAGGGGGAUGCUGGAGAAGAACAGGGACACGUUCAGAGACGACAUCCUCAACAUGCUGAGGGAGAGCAGGUUGGACUUUGUCUACGAUCUGUUUGAACACGUAUUGAGCCGAAACAAGCAGGACACUCUGAAAAGCACCAUCAAGCACAGGAGGCCCACGGUCAGCUCCCAGUUUAAGGAUUCCUUGCACUCCCUGAUGGCCACACUCAGCACUUCCAACCCGUAUUUCAUCCGCUGCAUCAAACCAAACACACACAAGAUGCCUGACCAGUUUGACCAGACCGUGGUCCUGAACCAGCUCAGAUAUUCUGGCAUGUUGGAGACGGUCAAGAUUCGACGCACUGGCUUCCCCGUCCGGAGAACCUUCCAGGACUUCUGCUCCAGGUACAAGGUGCUGAUGCGAGGUGUGUCGCCACCAGAUGACCCCAGGGGGCGCUGCAUGCAGCUGCUGCACCUCUAUGACAGCACAAGUGCAGAGUGGCAGCUCGGCAAGACCAAGAUCUUCCUCCGGGAGUCUCUGGAGCAUCGCCUGGAGAAGCAGAGGGAGGUGGAGGUGCUGAAAGCGGCCAUGACCAUCCAGGCUCACAUCAUGGGCUACGUGGCCAGGAAGCAGUACAGGAGGCUGCUGCAGUGCAUCGUGGUCAUUCAGAAGAACUACCGGGCCUUCUACUGGCGGAGGAAGUUCCUGCUGCUCCGCUGGGCAGCGCUCACCUUCCAGAAACGUGUGCGGGGGCAGCUGGCCCGCCGGGCUUACGGACGUCUGCUGGAAGAGAGGAGGAGGAGGAGGGAGGAGGAGGAGCGCCGCAGGAAGAUGGAGGAGGAGUUGGAGAGGGAGAGACGGAGGCUGGAGGCGGAGAGACUCACCAGAGAGGCUGAGGAAGCCAGAAGGCUGGAUGAGCUGCGUUGUGCUGAGGAGCUGGCGUCUCUGGUUUUGGCUGAGUCUCAGUCAGCAGGAGCAGCUGCUGCUGCACCGUCACCGGACGCCCCGGAGGAGCUGCCCUCAGCGGAAGCCUUCGACGAGGCGUCCGAGGAGGAGGAAGCCAUCAUUCCUCACGAGGCCUCUCAGGUGGAGGAGAUCCUCCGGCUGGAGCGGGAGAUCCAGGCUCUGCAGAGGCAGAAGGAGCGUCAGGAGCUCUCUCUGACCGAGGCCUCGCUCAACCGCCUGCAGCUCCUCCGAGACCAGGAGCUCCGGCGGCUGGAGGACGAAGCCUGCAAGGCGGCGCAGCAGUUCCUCGACUCCCUGAACUUUGACGAGAUCGACGAGUGUGUGAGGAACAUCGAGAGCUCGUUGGGAGGAGGCGAAGGGGAGGAGAAGGAGACCGGACGGAGGAGAGGCAGCGACGAGGAAGAGGUCGACGAAGGCUUCGGGGCUGACGAAGAGGCCUUCAAAGACUCCCCGAACCCGAGCGAGCACGGCCACUCGGACGGCCAGCGGACAAGCGGCAUCAGAACGAGCGACGACUCCUCCGAAGAAGACCCGUACGCCAACGACGGCGUCAUCCCGCCGCUGCCACCCUCCACCCUGCUUCACCAGCCGCUGCCUUUACCGCCGGUGCCCGUGGCCUGCCACAGCGCCUCGUCCAGCGGGGACUCGGUCUUCUGCCGUCCCCAGGCUUCGUCCGAAGCUCAGUCCGACGACCUGGUGGAGCUCAUACCUCCGGAUGAGGACUCGGACUACGACCAGGAUGACUACGACGAGGGCGCCAUCGUGUCCAGUGGCAGCAUGGCCUUUUCCAACCCUCGCAGCGGACAGUGGUCUCCAGAUUACCGCGGCUCUGUCGGCACCUACAACAGCUCGGGGGCUUACCGCUUCAGCUCCGAGGGGGCUCAGUCAUCGUUUGAGGACAGCGAAGACGACUUUGACAGGUUUGACACCGAUGACGAGUUGUCGUAUCGCCGGGACUCAGUCUACAGCUGCGUCACGCUCCCGUACUUCCACAGCUUCCUCUUCAUCAAAGGCGGCCUGAUGAACACGUGGAAGCGGCGCUGGUGCGUCCUGAAGGACGAGACGUUCCUGUGGUUCAGGGCCAAGCAGGAGGCUCUGAAGCAGGGCUGGCUGCACAAGAAGGGAGGGGGCUCGUCCACGUUGUCCCGCCGCAACUGGAAGCGCCGCUGGUUCGUGCUGCGGCAGAGCAAGCUCAUGUACUUUGAGAACGACGGUGAGGACAAGAUGAAGGGCGUGCUGGACAUGCACAAUGCCAAAGAAAUCAUUGACAACACCUGUAAGGAGAACGGCAUCGACAUAGUGAUGCCAGAGAGGACCUACCACCUGAUCGCCGAGUCUGCCGAGGACGCCAGUCAGUGGUUCAGCGUGCUGAGCCAGGUCCACGGCUCCACGGAACAGGAGAUCAGAGAGAUGCACGACGAGCAGGCCAACCCUCAGAAUGCUGUGGGAACGUUGGAUGUGGGGAUGAUCGAUUCGGUUUGCGCCUCAGAUAAUCCAGAGAGGCCCAACUCAUUCGUCAUGAUCACAGCGAACCGUGUGCUGCACUGCAACGCCGACACCCCCGAGGAGAUGCACCACUGGAUCACCCUGCUGCAGCGCUCCAAGGGCGACACCCGCGUCGACGGACAGGAGUUCAUCAUCCGAGGCUGGUUGCAUAAAGAGAUGAAGAACAGCACCAGAGCUUCUCUGAAGCUGAAGAAGCGCUGGUUCCUGCUCACCCACAAUUCCCUGGACUACUACAAGAGCUCAGAGCGUAACGCCCUGAAGCUGGGGACCCUGGUGCUGAACAGCUUGUGCUCGGUGGUUCAACCAGAUGAAAAAGUCUUCAAAGAGACGGGAUACUGGAACGUGAUCGUGUACGGCCGCAAACACUCGUACCGUCUCUACUGUAAGCUGCUGAACGAGGCCACGCGUUGGGCCAACUCCAUCCAGAACGUCAUCGACACCAAAGCUCCCAUCGAUACGCCGACCCAGCAGCUCAUCCAGGACAUCAAGGAGAACUGCCUGAACUCAGAGGUGGUGGAGCAGAUUUACAAGAGGAACCCCAUCCUUCGCUACAGCCACCACCCGCUGCACUCGCCACUGCUGCCGCUGCCCUACGGAGACAUCCACCUCAGCACUGCGAGGAACCGAAGCUACACGACGCUGCAGGAUGAGGCCCUCAAGGUGUUCAGCUCGCUCCAGCACCUGGAGGGCGUGGCCGACCCCGUGCCCAUCAUCCAGGGCAUCCUGCAGACCGGCCAGGAGCUCAAACCGCUGCGUGACGAGCUCUACUGCCAGCUGGUCAAACAGACCACGCGGCCGCCGCAGCCCGGAAGUCCCGGGAACCUCUGCAGCUGGAAGAUCCUGACCUGCAUGUGCUGCACCUUCGUCCCGACAAGGAGCAUCCUCAGAUACCUCAAGUUCCACCUGAAGAGGACUCGGGAGCUACUCCCCGGCUCAGAGAUGGACCGCUACGCUGCCUUCGCCCUCGACUCCCUGAGGAAGACUCGAGCCAGGGAGAACGUCCCGUCCCAGGAGGAGAUCCGUUCCAUCGUGGCUCGGCAGGACAUGAGCACCACGGUUCACUGCCACGGGGGAGGCUCCUGCAAGAUCACCAUCAACUCGCACACCACUGCAGGAGAGGUGGUGGAGAAACUGAUCCGGGGUCUGGCCAUGGAGGACAGCAGGAACAUGUUUGCUCUGUUUGAACACAACGACACCACGGAGAAGGCCAUCGAGAGCCGCGCCGUGGUGGCCGAUGUGCUCGCCAAGUUUGAAAGGCUUUCAGCGAGCGCAGACGAACACAACACCGGCUGGAAGUUUUACUUCAAGCUCUACUGCUUCCUGGACACGGACAAUGUGCCCAAAGACAGCGUGGAGUUCGCGUUCAUGUUUGAACAGGCCCAUGAAGCGGUCAUCCGUGGUCAGUAUCCAGCCCCAGAGGAGACUCUUCAGUUCCUGGCUGCUCUGAGACUUCAGUACCUCCUCGGUGAUCAAAACUCCCAGGCCAACGUCCCCGAAAUGUCCCAGGUGUUCCCCAUGGCACGGUUGCGGGCCCGGGUGCAGAACUCGGCCAAGGCGUUCACUUCUAGCUCUGGCUCCGGCUCGGUGGCCGAGCGCUCAGGGACGUCGGAGAGGAAGCGGUCGAGCUUCCUGGAGGGAACGCUGAGGCGGAGCUUCAGGAGCGGCUCGCUGAGUCGACAGAAACUGGAGGAGGAGAACAGCCUGGAGGUCUGGAUGAGGGAGGAGGCAGCGGCAGUGAGGACCAGCGUGAUGGACAAGUGGAAGAAACUGCAGGGCAUGACCCAGGAACAGGCCAUGGUCAAAUACAUGGCGCUGGUGAAGGAGUGGAAGGGAUACGGAUCCACGCUGUUCAACGUGGAGUGUCGGGACGGGACGUUCCCCUCCGAGCUGUGGUUGGGUGUAAGCCGCGAGGCCAUAUCGGUGUACAAGCGAGGGGAACCGUGGCCUCUGGAAGUUUUCCCGUAUGAACAGAUUCUUUCCUUCGGGGCUCCCCUGGCCAACGCCUACAAGAUCGCUGUGGAGGGCCGAGAGCUGCUCUUCGAAACCCAAAUGGUCAUGGACAUUGCCAAGCUAAUGAAGGCCUACAUCAGCAUGAUCGUCAAGAAACGCUACAGCAACUGUCAGUCCGUCAGCAGCCACGGCAGCCAGAGCAGCGCCUGGUGAACUUUGACCUUUGACCCUUCAUGUAGCCACUUGACCAGAGUGCAGCUGGAGCUUGGUGCGUGGCCACUGCUCACGGACUCCCCACCCCCCUGAAUUCUGAAUUCUGAAUGCUGGAACUAAACCAUGAUGCUCUUAAUGUUAACUGGCUCAGAUUACUCUUACAGCCAGCCCGUUUCCAAAACGUCACACAUCCCAUGGGCAGCAGCCAUUUCGGGCUGGAGACGUCAAACAUGAACCAGAUUUUGCAUUGUUGGAUGAAACCAGGUUAAAGUUUCAACAACGGAUCAUGGUGCUCGUCACUGGUGCUCAUCUCAGAUGCCAACAUUUUGAAGUACAGUAGGCUAGCAGGGGUAGGCUGUGGACUAGGCAGUACUGACGCCAACUAUGGGUGAUUUUGGACUUUGUUGCAACUUCUGCAAGCCAUCGUGGAAGACAUUAAAUUGUAUUGUGAACAGUGUCUUUGGUGGACGUAAUGAGAUGCAGACAAGCCAGCAGCUUAAAUUAAAUUCAGUUAUACCGUACAGCGACGCCGGCUUGCCUUGUUUUACAGCAGCUACUAAUCUUAAAAAUCCUGGUUGUUCUUUUGAAUUGGCACUCUCUCGGUUCCAUAAUUACCACCGCUUGACUUCCUUUGUUCUUGCCUUGUAAUUAUGCAUGUGCUCGAAAUGCUUCAUUGUUCUGUCACAUUGUGUCCUUGACAACCCUGAAAUGAUGGUUCUAUAAAGCCGGUUGUGGUCGGCAGCUGUGAAGUUAAAAGCCGCCCAAAAGUGAGAAGAGAAACCGGAACAAAACGGACGUAAAUCAAGGACAUAAACUAUUAAACGCAACACAUUCAACUUCCUCAUUGUCUCUCACGCCAAAGAAAAUCAGCUGAAGGUUAAACACGACCUUAUUUUCAUUUGUCCUGUGUAAACUGUUAAAAGAACUAAAUGGAUGUGUCUCGUUUUGGAAGUAAAUUGUUCAUUUCUUCUUGAUGCUACAAAGACUGUCGUCGUAGGAUGAGACAGUUGUUGCAAAGGGUUUUAGUGUGUGGGUGUGUUUAAAGAGAAAUAUCCCUCUUGCUGUCCGAAUGUAUUAUUAUUAUUAUUAUUUUUUUUUUUUAAAAAAGGCAGAGAAGACAAACUGAAUCCUACAAAGACUUUUUCCUCUGCUCUGAGAAACUCUGGGAUUUGACUUCUAGGAUAAUCUGUUCGCUGUAAAUAAUCCUCAGCUCUGCUCAGUCAUCUCGUUUCGAUUGACGUGAAGCUCACAAGUGCCUGUUGGAGCUGAAGCGGGACUCGUUUCUGGAAGGUACUCCCGAUCUCUCCCUUUAAACUGAUGCAUUUGUUCGCUGUGAAAUCCGUGCAGCUCUGCAAGCCAUUCAAGCUGUACUUUCUUUAAAUCAUUUGAACAUUCGAAACCAGGACGUCCAGCUGCAGCCCCGCUCGGACCACCAGCCGGACGAAACUGAAAUAUUGAACUCUGAACUAAUGAAGCUGACAUUUUUAACUGAAUGCUUAUUUUUCGAUUUUCAAUUUAUGCAGAAAUGAGGAAACUUAAUGCUACAACAAAAAAAACCUACAUGUAAAAUACUUUUCUGUUUGCUAAUCAGCCACAACGCUCUGAUUGUUGUCGGCCUCUGCUGGAAUUACACAUUUGUUUUUAAUGCAUAACCUUGGGGUUAUUGCCAUUUCUCUGCAAAGCACUUACACAUGUCCAGAAGCUUUCGCUCAUUAAAACAGCAUCCUGUAAAACAAGCAGAGCUGGUGAAGAGUGACUGGUUGUGGGAAUGACUUGCUCAGCUGGACGCUUUGAACCAGGCGAACCAUUCCUACGAUAUUUCACUGGAGCUCCGCGGGCGGCAGAUCCAUCCAAAGAUGCAGGUUUCCUCAACAGUGCCUUGUUGUAUAUUGUGUAUUUUGUUUUCAUGCGUGGAUCCUUUUUCUUUUCUUUUUUUGUGCAAUGUUAUAUACAGUAUAUAAAUAUAUAUAUAUAUAUAUUAUAUAUAUAUAUAUAAUCUUGUGGCUGUACAUUUUAUACUGUAAGUUUUUCGCCUUCUAUUUUUUCUCCUGAUGAUGGUGAUGAUCACAUUUUAGUAAUUUUCUUAAGCUAUCGAAUCUUGUAUUUUUCUCUACAAAACUUUCCGCGGACCUUUGACCUUUUGUUUAAUCUUUAUUAGCUGUUCUGUGUUGAACUGAUUCUAACAAUAAAUGUUUUUUUUGAUCUGA